AUGGAUUCGCUGCCGCAAGUUCCAGUCGGCGAUUCCCGCCGACAUGAUGACGUAAAGCAGGCCACCUGGAUCUACGAUUCGCCUCGCUUCAUCAAAGAAAACCCAUCAACAUCGACGACGCCCGCAGCGCCAGAUGUAAAAGGCUGGCAGUUCAGUGAAUUCUCCAGUGGGCACGGGAGCAGCGCGACGGCCGCAAUGGCUUACAAACCUUGUUUCUUCGUACCUCAGGUCCUACUACCACUCCUGGCUUACUGCGCGUCCCGGUAUAAUGGUUUCGCCUUCGACUUCAUCACCAUGGAUUCGCUGCCGCAAGUUCCAGUCGGCGAUUCCCGCCGACAUGAUGACGUAAAGCAGGCCACCUGGAUCUACGAUUCGCCUCGCUUCAUCAAAGAAAACCCAUCGACAUCGACGACGCCCGCAGCGCCAGAUGUAAAAGGCUGGCAGUUCAGUGAAUUCUCCAGUGGGCACGGGAGCAGCGCGACGGCCGCAAUGGCUUACAAACCUUGUUUCUUCGUACCUCAGGUCCUACUACCACUCCUGGCUUACUGCGCGUCCCGGUAUAAUGGUUUCGCCUUCGACUUCAUCACCAUGGAUUCGCUGCCGCAAGUUCCAGUCGGCGAUUCCCGCCGACAUGAUGACGUAAAGCAGGCCACCUGGAUCUACUAUUCGCCUCGCUUCAUCAAAGAAAACCCAUCGACAUCGACGACGCCCGCAGCGCCAGAUGUAAAAGGCUGGCAGUUCAGUGAAUUCUCCAGUGGGCACGGGAGCAGCGCGACGGCCGCAAUGGCUUACAAACCUUGUUUCUUCGUACCUCAGGUGGGUAUCCACAUUCCUUUGAACCUAAAAAACAAAAACAAACGUUUGCUAUUGCUGUUCCCGAGCCCACGGGUGUUUCUUAGUGUGAUAUUGGAGUGUUCCUGUGAAGAGUGCAAAACCAUGACCACAGAAGAGGAGAGCAUGUGCUGCCAGGAGGUGGUAGAAAUCGUAAAAAAAUUGAAAAAUAACAAAUGUGUGACGAAGAAGGCAAUAUUUAAACAAGCCUGCCUCAACAAGACUCUGCUCGACAUCGCCUUGGCAAGCAGGAGGCACGACGGGUACAGACCCUGUUAUCCGAAAGACAGGCAGAUGCGAAACAUUGCAUACAGGCAGUUUGCACUCCUAACAUGGAAGCGCCUCGGCAAGGGGAAUAGACGGAUCCUUCCAAGCUGUGUCGUCAACAAGAUCCGAACGAAGUUCCCAUCAAAGGACCAAGCUUACACCGGGUUUCGGCAUGUGUACUAA
Messenger RNA from Ixodes scapularis (black-legged tick), 1281 nucleotides. RefSeq lists its product as uncharacterized. NCBI's taxonomy places the organism in Eukaryota, Metazoa, Arthropoda, Arachnida, Ixodida, Ixodidae. The record is from RefSeq and is a predicted model, not a curated record. The transcript is spliced from 4 exons. The coding region runs from base 1 to 1281 and encodes 426 amino acids.